CUACGAGUAAUUACAUAAGGUACCUAAUGAAUGAAAUACGUGUAACUACCUAGGUACUAGGUAUGUGCAUAUGUAGGUAGGCCAGGCUCCCAGAGUCCAUCAUAGCCACACAAUCAACCAACGUCGUCGUAACUGUCGGGCCUCGAGAUCACUCCCUGAGAUCAAUCCUCCUCGCCAUGUCUCAAUCCCUCCGCCCUUACCUCCAGUGCGUGAGGAGCUCCGUCACAGCUGCCCUCUGUCUUUCCAACUUCGCCUCCCAAACAUCAGAGCGACACAAUGUCCCCGAGAUUGAGGCCCAGACAUCGCCCGAGGUCCUGCUAACGCCAUUGGUCAUUGCGCGCAACGAGAACGAGAAGGUCCUCAUAGAGCCAAGCGUCAACAGUGUCCGCAUCAGCAUCAAGAUUAAACAAGCCGACGAGAUCGAGUCCAUCCUAGUCCACAAAUUCACCCGAUUCUUGACCCAAAGAGCAGAGGCCUUCUUCAUCCUAAGGAGAAAACCUAUCAAGGGCUAUGACAUCUCCUUCUUGAUAACGAACUUCCACACCGAAGAAAUGCUGAAACACAAACUGGUCGAUUUUAUCAUUCAGUUCAUGGAGGAGGUCGACAAAGAAAUCUCUGAGAUGAAAUUAUUUUUGAACGCGAGAGCACGUUUUGUAGCCGAAUCAUUUUUAACACCUGUGAGUUUCACAGCCUGCCUGUCAGACUAUUAUACUAAACUAUUUCAUAGUUUGAUUAAGGGGAGAUGUGUGAGUCUUACCGAGGACUAUUACAAUGCAUGGUGUGAUGGCGUCAGGAAAGCGGCAUGCAAAAUCAGAGGGUUGCGGUGAUAAUAACCCAUCAACUAUCAAUACAUUUAUCUUGAAAGCGCCGUUGUUAUAAUGGUCGACGCAAUGCUAUAUACUGCUUUCAUUCAAGAACUCAUGCGUCACCAACCUCAUCAGAACCGAUUUCUCUAUUACCCUACAAACUAGUCACAUUGUACUGUGAUAUCGUCUACUAAGCCAUCCUAAAUGCCUUGCAGCCAUUAUG
This is a messenger RNA of Xylaria bambusicola, 1029 nucleotides long. RefSeq lists its product as uncharacterized. The transcript is spliced from 4 exons. The coding region runs from base 177 to 827 and encodes 216 amino acids. NCBI's taxonomy places the organism in Eukaryota, Fungi, Ascomycota, Sordariomycetes, Xylariales, Xylariaceae. The record is from RefSeq and is a predicted model, not a curated record. Gene Ontology annotation, molecular function: actin filament binding. Gene Ontology annotation, cellular component: Arp2/3 protein complex; actin cytoskeleton. Gene Ontology annotation, biological process: actin filament polymerization; Arp2/3 complex-mediated actin nucleation.